CCGAGCAGAGAGUGUCUGCUGUCACUCUGCUUCUCACCAACAAGACUGAAUGUUUAUUUUCUCCGCCAGGAAACUUCUCAAUCGACACAACCAGAGCAGCAUUUUUUAAUCCAAGGAGCUUCAUCUGGAUCGUUUCAUGGCUGGACUUUGAAAACAAAAACUCUGUCGGAUCCGAGAGAGAGAGAGAGAGAGUGAGAGAGAGAGAGAGAGAGAGAGAGUCCAGAUUUAUGCUGGUCACACAGACUGGAGCCUCCAGUACAUGCUCCUUGACAUCUCUUCCCACACAGAAAACAGAAGAGAAACAGAAGGCUUUGGCCCAAAAGUUUCAGCUUCCCCUUUGAGCUCUGCACCACAGUUGGCUGGAGUGAAAGGUUUGAGCACAGCUGUCUGCAGACUACAAUGUCAUCAAAAAUGCAGAGCAUAGCUCAGGCCAGGCGGACGGUGCAGCAGCUGAGGAUAGAGGCCAGCAUUGAGAGAAUAAAGGUGUCCAAGGCGUCAUCAGACUUGAUGCGGUACUGUGGAGAACAUGCCAAGAACGACCCGCUGCUCAUGGGUGUCCCUGCUUCAGAAAACCCUUUCAAGGACAAGAAGCCUUGCACUGUUUUGUAGGAGAACACCUGAACACCUGCUGCUUUUCAUUCUGGUUUUUAUGUGGGAAAAAAGCUGAUAGUCAUACUGUUCACAACUUGCCUUAAGGCCUCAUACCCCUCUUACUUUCACAAAUGCCUGCUGCAGUUUGAAAAAGAUUUUAUUACCCUCUGCCUUUCAGUCAGAUAGCAGUUACACCAAAGAACGUGCAGAAGUCAGCGGCUGUGGCCUUGGAUCAAAGCUUUAGCUCAAACAAAGAUGAUUAAACGUUCGUAUAAAGGUUCAGAAGUGACUUUUGUUUCUCUGUGCUGUUAUCUGACGAGAUCUAGAAGACAUCAACUGAAAGAAGCUGUGCCGUGGAUGGGAGAGUUUCCCAACUCUCUAAUUAUCACAGCGUGCAUAAACAAGCCCCCUCAAUCAUGCUGGUCCAAUCAGACUCAGGCUUUCAGCUUUCACCUCUUACUUUCAUCAGCCUUGCUUGAGGAAACAGUUGUUGCAGUUUGUGUGCUACUGAUAAUGUACACCCGAGAUAACAAUAUCCUGUCGUUGGACGGGUAAACUGUGCUUUCUACCACAGGAGGACAGACAGAUAGGGCAGGGGUCCAUUGCCAGUAAUGCACAGCUCCUGCAUUACAUCAUGUCAUCUAGUCACAGUCAGCAAUAAUAGUCUUUAGAAAUUGGCUCUUAAAAUGUUUUACGAGCACACAAAGUGCAAACAAUUCACCUUUUUAUGGUCAGGAAAUUGGUUCAAAAUGUCCCUUCAAGUAUAAUUUAAUCUUUCCAGUGACACACAAUUCACUUAAAACAUUGAUUUGAUUUUUAUUUUUAGGAUAUUAAUUUCUUUUGACAGUGUUAGGUUAUAGUGUAGUACAAUUUCAGUGUAGACCCAGGAUUUUGGGACGGGUUGACACUGCAUUUUUGUUUUCUUAAACUUUCCUUCACAAUCCUAGAUAGCUGCAUUCCAGAAAUGUGCCCCUGUUAUAUAACUUUCGAUUCUUACUUUAUUGGCAUCCAAAGCAAAACUAUUAAAUGUGUUAAAUCAAGAUGACUGUUUGAAGAAUACGUCUAUAUUGUGAAGUUUAAUAUCAGAUGAGUUAAUUGUCCUGACAAGAAAGUCUGAAUUUUUUUCUCAUUUUGCCAUCCAUUUACUUUACAAAAGAAUGUACAACACAUAGAGUACAUAAAAGUAUGAAUAUGAACUUUUGAGAUAACUGUACAAGGUAUUCCUUCAUUUAAAUAUUUCACAAUGAUGCCAUCAUGCUGAAAAAAAAGAUUCAAGACCAGUGUGUGCCAUCAUAUCAGAUCUACCUAUUUAAUGUCACUUUUACACUUCACAACACUACAAAAGUUUAUAUUUUUUCCCAUCAGUUUCUCUUGUUCUGUCUGCAGAGCUGAGGCUUAUUACUGUGUUAUUCAGGCACUUUUAAACGUGUAAACACCAGAUGACUGUUAUACUCUUGAGUUUGAAACAUUCCACGUUUACAGUUGCUCUAAACCUUACUUUGAUUUUAUUAUGUUGUAGUAUGUUUAUUAGGACGGGCGGUGUAUAGCUGUGACUGUGUGUCAUUUGUGUGUUGGUGCUCAUGGAAAACAUAAGCAACUAAUUUUGCAAUUUUACCAGCCAGGGCCUUAAUGAAGUGAUCCUGCUUCAACCUCUUGACUACCUUUUAGUCACAAGUGCUGUUGUCUAAUACUGUGAAGAAUGAAGGCCCUUUAGUUGAAGGGAGUGUAUCUUACUAUUGGAUAUUAACUUUGUGUAUGACUUCCUAUUUCAAAAUGACUCACGUUCAGUAAUACAUUGCAUCACUAUAUCUCCCUUAUGUCGUUAAAUAUUGUAAAACACUGUAUGUCCGUGUACCGCAGUAUGUGCUAGCUUGUAACUGUUUAAUGUACUUUACAGGACUGUACCAAUUCAGUCAAACCUCAUCUUUAAACUUGUGUUUUCCGACAUUAAUUCAACCCUUUGACUUAAAACUGAAUGUGUUGUUUUAGUUAUGGAUGUAUUUGGUUGCUUUUUACCUGUAAAUCUGUGUUUUUGUUAGAAAACAGUGACAGUGUCUGUGGUUUCUCACACAUUGUAAGUUUAGGUAACAACUUGUG
Thunnus maccoyii (southern bluefin tuna) is the source of this 2688-nucleotide messenger RNA. RefSeq names its product guanine nucleotide binding protein (G protein), gamma 12b (gene gng12b). The record is from RefSeq and is a predicted model, not a curated record. The transcript is spliced from 5 exons. Lineage: Eukaryota; Metazoa; Chordata; Actinopteri; Scombriformes; Scombridae. Gene Ontology annotation, molecular function: G-protein beta-subunit binding. Gene Ontology annotation, biological process: G protein-coupled receptor signaling pathway. Gene Ontology annotation, cellular component: heterotrimeric G-protein complex. The coding region runs from base 400 to 609 and encodes 69 amino acids.